Messenger RNA from Spinacia oleracea (spinach), 1590 nucleotides. RefSeq lists its product as uncharacterized. NCBI's taxonomy places the organism in Eukaryota, Viridiplantae, Streptophyta, Magnoliopsida, Caryophyllales, Amaranthaceae. Gene Ontology annotation, biological process: nuclear-transcribed mRNA catabolic process, nonsense-mediated decay. The record is from RefSeq and is a predicted model, not a curated record. The transcript is spliced from 7 exons. Bases 144 to 1373 code for a protein of 409 amino acids.
AUUUCACUGAAUUUCAAUUGAUCCAGUUAAAAGAGACAGAGACUAAUUAAAUCUCCAUAAUCUGAACUCCAAUCUCCAUAAUCGCCGCUUGGCAAACAUCCUUUAAACCCCAAAACCUAAAAAGCCGAUAGAAGGGAGAGAAAAUGGCGUCCAGCGGUGGCGGAGGAGCAGGUGGUUCAUCCUCGCCCUCACCAAAGAUAUUGUUAGCAAAGCCAGGUCUUGUCACCGGAAACCCUUCCGCCGCCGGAAAAUUCAUCCGCGGUGGUGGAGGUGAAGAUGAAUCAACAUUGUCAGCAGCUUCAAUUCGAUCUCGUCUUCCUCCCGUUGGGUCGCUCAAUCUCCUCUCAGAUUCCUGGGACUUUCACUUUGAUCGUUUUCUUCCAUUUUUGACAGAUAAUACUGAAUUCACUGUAAUUGGAGUAAUUGGGUCUCCUGGAGUUGGCAAAUCCACCAUUAUGAACGAGAUUUAUGGGUUUGAUCCUACUUCUCCUGGGAUGCUACCUCCUUUUGCAAUUCAGACUGAGGAAACUCGAGCGAACGCCAGACAUUGUACUAUUGGCAUUGAACCCCGGAUUUCUUCAGAGCGUUUCAUACUACUAGAUACUCAGCCUGUGUUUAGUCCAUCAGUUUUGGCUGAAAUGACAAGACCUGAUGGCUCAUCCACAGUUCCUGUUUUAGGUGGCGAAACUCUAUCGUCUGAAUUGGCUCAUGAACUACUGAAUAUCCAGCUUGGCGUCCUGCUUUCUUCUGUUUGUCAUGUUUUGCUGGUGGUAUCAGAAGGAGUUCAUGAAGCUAACUUGUGGCGCUUGAUGUCAACGGUGGACUUGUUGAAACAUAGCUUGCCCGAUCCUUCAUCAGUAACGUCACACUUACAAAGUUCAAGCUUGGGCACGGAUAAGGAUAACAAGGACAAGUUUCAAGAAGGCGGAGAAGAAUAUAUAGCUACACCUGUUUUCAUACAUACCAAGUUACGAGAUGAAGAUCUUUCACCACAGAGUUGUGAGCAAAUGAAGAAGGUUCUUGCACAAUAUUUUCAUUCAUCAUCAUUCACAAGACCAAUAACAAAUGAGCAUGUGUCUUUCCCAAAAUCUCACGAUGCUCAGGAUUCUGGCAUUGACCCUAAACUGCUCGACUUGUUCUUGGUGCCCAGAAAAAAAGAUAACCCAUUGGAAUUUCGCUAUGAAAGCUGUGAUUCAAUGUUGUGGAGAAUUCGGGAUCACAUUUUGUCUAUGGCCCGUCCAUCAUUCUCAAGAACUGUAUCUGAACGCGACUGGCUGAAAAACACUGCAAAGAUUUGGGAGUUGGUGAAGAAUUCUCCCACUAUUGCAGAUUACUGCAGAACUCUACAAAGUUCAGGUUUAUUUAGGAGAUAGCUCUUCUUUGAGUACGUACUUUAAUGGUUUCAUAAGAAUCAGGGGAUUGGGUAUUUGGGUGACGGGUGUGGAGACCUUGUUUAUUAUGUCUCCAUCCUCACUAGAAAUAGGAAACUGGCAAUGAUUAGAGUGAUAGACUGGGGAGUUUGCCUCUGCUUGUACUUUGCAACAAUCAGAGAAAGAUUAUUGAUUUUGCUGCUUGCGUUUUCCUGGCUAA